Molecule: messenger RNA, 4086 nt
Organism: Balaenoptera acutorostrata (minke whale)
Lineage: Eukaryota; Metazoa; Chordata; Mammalia; Artiodactyla; Balaenopteridae
Gene: MAPK12
Product: mitogen-activated protein kinase 12
Exons: 12
Coding region: 594-1772 (392 amino acids)
Biological process (GO): MAPK cascade; protein phosphorylation
Cellular component (GO): cytoplasm; nucleus
Molecular function (GO): MAP kinase activity; ATP binding
Source: RefSeq, a predicted model, not a curated record
GUGGGCGGGGCUGGUGGACAGUGGUUUGCGGUUGGGGGUAGCAGUGGAUAAGCUCAGGCUGCCAGGACGGGCCAGCGCCCUGGGGGCGCGGUCGUGAGGAGGAGGCGCGAGCCUCACGGCGCCCCGCUGACACAGCCUCCACUCGGGUCCGCGUAGUUCAUCCCGAGUGCGGAGUGCGGAGGCGGGCCGGGGUCUCGGGCGCCGCGUCUGGGUCUAGGCUGGGACAGAGCUGCGGGGCGGCGCUCCCCUCCCCCAGCCUUCGGCCUCCCCGGCGGCGGCCGCCGCCUCAAGUUUCCGGAGGGGCCGAAGGGCGGAAGGGGCGUCACGUGCGCGCGGCCAGGGGGCCGGUUGGUCCGCCCGCAGGGGAGGGGCCGCGCGCUACCCGGGCGGGGGCUGGGCUCGGGCCGGGGUCGGCGGCUCCGGAGAGCCCGGACGCGAAAGCCGGCAGCAGGGUGCCCCGGCGGCGGCGCGGAGCCCGCUCUGCCCGCGCGGUGGCCCGGGGUGCGCGCCAGGUCGUCUCACGGAUCCCGGGUCCCCGGCCCUCGAGGCGAAGCGCCCGCGGGGUCCGCGGCGGGGGCGGUGCCCGGCCAGCCAUGAGCUCUCCGCAGCUCGCCCGCAAGGGCUUUUACCGCCAGGAGGUGACCAAGACGGCCUGGGAGGUGCGCGCCGUGUACCAGGACCUGCAGCCCGUGGGCUCGGGCGCCUAUGGCGCCGUGUGCUCGGCCGUGGACAGCCGCACGGGCGCCAAGGUGGCCAUAAAGAAGCUGUACCGGCCCUUCCAGUCCGAGCUGUUCGCCAAGCGCGCCUACCGCGAGCUGCGCCUGCUCAAGCACAUGCGCCAUGAGAACGUAAUUGGGCUGCUGGAUGUGUUCACACCCAAUGAGACCCUGGAUGAUUUCACAGACUUUUACCUGGUGAUGCCGUUCAUGGGCACCGACCUGGGGAAGCUCAUGAAGCACGAGAAGCUGAGUGAGGACCGGAUCCAGUUCCUCGUCUACCAGAUGCUCAAGGGGCUGAAGUACAUCCACGCUGCUGGCAUCAUCCACAGGGACCUGAAGCCCGGCAACCUGGCCGUGAACGAGGACUGUGAGCUGAAGAUCCUGGACUUUGGCCUGGCCCGGCAGGCAGAUAGCGAGAUGACUGGAUACGUGGUGACCCGGUGGUACCGGGCGCCUGAGGUCAUCUUGAAUUGGAUGCACUACACACAGACGGUGGACAUCUGGUCAGUGGGCUGCAUCAUGGCUGAGAUGAUCACAGGGAAGACGCUCUUCAAAGGCAGCGACCACCUAGACCAGCUGAAGGAGAUCAUGAAGGUGACGGGGACGCCUCCCCCUGAGUUCGUGCAGAGGCUGCAGAGUGCCGAGGCUCAGAACUACAUGAAGGGCCUCCCUGAGCUAGAGAAAAAGGAUUUUGCCUCCAUCCUGACCAACGCGAGCCCUCUGGCCGUGAACCUCCUGGAGAAAAUGCUGGUGCUGGAUGCGGAGCGGCGGGUGACGGCGGCCAAGGCGCUGACCCACCCCUACUUCGAGUCGCUGCACGACACAGAGGACGAGCCCACGGCCCAAAAGUACGAUGAAUCCUUUGAUGACGUGGACCGCAUGCUGGACGAGUGGAAGCGCUUUGCGUUGGCCUGGAGACCAAGGGCCCCUCUCUUCAUCUCUGAGGGCUCCCAGCACCUGCUCAGCCUGAGGCUGGGCUCGGACGCCUGCCCAGUCCCCGGGCCUCCCUCUGCUGGGGCCCUGACGUCCCAUGCUGGAACGGGCCUUGUCUAGCUCCACUCCGGCAUGGCAGGCAUCUUCUCUCGGUGGCUGCGGGACCCGCCUGGGGGAGCAGGGACGUCUGAGGGCAGCAGUUAGCGCCGACGGAGCUGUGGCACUGGUCGCCACUGUCCUAGACCCCGUCCUGGCUGUGCCUCAGACCUGGGGCCGCGGUCCUGGAUGUGGGGGGUAGGGGUGGGGCUGGACGGGUUGUGCUUCUCAAACCACAUUCUUCAGGGUCAUCGGGGAGCCCCAGCAGGGGCUCUGCCCUUAUCCGUGCUGUGUUUUGUGCUUGUAAGUUCUCUGUUGCUAGAAAGAUAACAAGAAAACCGAAAACCAUGGGCCACAGGAUCCUCUCUGCGGUCUCCGCCACAAACUGUAGUGAGAGCUUUUGCUUUUACUACAGACCAUGGUGGACACGUGGUCUGUUUGUGGUUGAGCCCCUGGUCAGGAAUGCAAACUCAUCACCUCCUGUUUCCCUGGGAAAAGCCAGCUUUACAGCAAGGACCUCUCCACACAAACCUUCCCUGUGUGGAUGGGCCCCCGCACCAGGGUUAGAUGAGGGCCUGGGAGGCACCCCACGGGGUAGGGAUACAACUGUGCCGUGUACUGUGCAAACCACACAGACCACCUGCUCUAAAGGCACAGUCCUUCCUGAACUGGGCUUGUGGAGUACCAGUGGUCCCCCAAACGGGCGUUCCCGUGGCCAGGUGAGCGUGGGCACCCUGGGGUAGGUGGCGCGGAACUGUCCUUUUGCAGGCUGCUCAGAGGGGAGGCGGAGCAGCACCCCCCUUCCUUUGGGACGGCUUGCUCUGGGCAUGGUGCAGGGGACAUGAGCACUGGUGAGGAAGCUGGAUGCUGCAGGUGGUCGGUGGGAAUUCCACACUCGUUUAUAAAUUUAUUUAUUUAUUUAUGUAUUUCUGGCUGCAUUGGGUCUUCGUUGUUGGGUCUUAGUUGCUGCGUGUGGGCUUUCUCUAGUUGCGGCGAGCGGGGGCUACUCUUCGUUGCAGUGCGAGGGCUUCUCAUUGCAGAGCUUGGGCUCUAGGUGCACGGGCUUCAGUAGUUGUGGCACGUGGGCUCAGUAGUUGUGGCUCACGGGCUCUAGAGCGCAGGCUCAAUAGUUGUGGCGCAUGGGCUUAGUUGCUCUGCAGCAUGUGGGAUCUUCCCGGACCAGCGGUCAAACCCAUGUCCCCUGCGUUGGCAGGCGGAUUCUCAACCACUGCGCCACCAGGGAAGUCCCCACACUCGUUUAAACCUUUAUAGAUGUUCUGGAUCCAGAAGCUGGGGUGUGCCCUGGUGGGACCCUGAGCAACUCCACUCAAGUGAACACAUUGGUUUACAUUCCUCAGAUGUCCUGUGUUCACUGAGGCAUGCUGUGGAGCCAAGGCCACCCUAGGGGCCGUGGGUGUGGGUUACAGGAGCCCUGUGAGGGUGGACAGUCCCUGUGGAUGGACACAGGUGGACUUGCACAUGUGGGACAAAGGAGCCCACCUGGUGCCUGAACCCCAGCGGUGAUCUCUGACCCUGUUAUUUUGGGGGGCGGGUGGGCCCCCUAGUUCAGUGACUAACAGCCUGUGCUCUGGGCCUCCUCUCUCCGCCCCCACCCCAAGUGGAAUCUCACGGGACUUAUCUCUGGUCCCCGCGAGCACCAAUGAGCUGGGCCCAGUGCUUCGUCUUGGUCACUGGCGUCCCUCCUUGGUGCGCACUGUGGAGCUGUCUUAACAGGUGAUGGGCCCCUUCUCCCAUGACUCUGUCCCUCUCACCCUGCCCCAGGUGUCACAUAUAGAGAGGUGCUCAGCUUCAAGCCUCCCCGACAGCUGGGGGCCAAGGUCUCCAAGGAGACGGCCCUGUGAAUACCCCUGGGCUCUGGGCCUGGAAGGGAGAUCCUGUUUGCCACUGGGACCUUGGCUAGGGCUUGCAUCCCAGGAGUCCCCUCGUUCCAUGGAGCCUCUUCUGGAAGCCUGUUCCCCUGCUCUCAGACCCCACCUCAGCCUAACCUUGGAGGAGCAUCUGGACUUUCUGGACAGGACGCCCCCCCUGACCUGGGGCUGGGCUCUGACCCCCUGAGCAGUGGUCCCCUCCCCCAGGGUGCAGCAGAAGCCUCAGAACCUGUGGGGUGGGAUGGGGUUCGGGGUCAAAGCCUAGUCUCUGACCCUGCCUGCUCUGGACUGUGCUGAAAAGGAAGGACGGGAGGGUGCAGAGUGCUGACUCAGGGACACGUCUCCUGGGGGCGUUGGUGUGGACGCUCCUGCACCACCCCCCUUAAAUGUACAUUGGCCACGUGGUGUGGCCACACGGCUGGAGGAAAUAAACCCUUUUGUAGCUCCCA